Messenger RNA from Populus trichocarpa (black cottonwood), 4039 nucleotides. RefSeq names its product probable ATP-dependent DNA helicase CHR12. Gene Ontology annotation, cellular component: nucleus. The transcript is spliced from 12 exons. The record is from RefSeq and is a predicted model, not a curated record. The coding region runs from base 246 to 3611 and encodes 1121 amino acids. Gene Ontology annotation, molecular function: ATP binding; ATP-dependent chromatin remodeler activity; histone binding. Gene Ontology annotation, biological process: positive regulation of transcription by RNA polymerase II. Lineage: Eukaryota; Viridiplantae; Streptophyta; Magnoliopsida; Malpighiales; Salicaceae.
UAGCAGUAAACCCCAAGCGCAACUCGGUCCUCCUACUCUCUCCCAAAAAGAGAGGAGCGAGAGAAAACGCUGAAGACGGAAAAGAAAGAAAGAGUGGUCUUUGCCAAAUUAGUGAGUGAGCGAGUAAAGCGUGUGUUUGCGCCCCUUCUUAAACACAAAACACAGGCACAGCAGCGAUAAUUCAAAAACAAAAACCGUUAAAAAAUAAAAACAAAGGACCGUUAAAAUCGUUCCCGCCAAUCGCCAUGGUCCCUCAGCUUGAGCACCACCGUCAACAAGACUCUCCAGCCACCUCCACCUCCUCCACGCUAGAAGACCAUGUUCAGAAGACAAAGUCUCUGAUCUCUGCCCUCAAUUUUGUCUCUCGCGAUCUCCCUCUCCCUCCUGAUCUCUUCGACACCGUCUCUUCAAUCUAUUCAGAUGACGGCAACGCUGAUUUUGACGGUGGGACCCAAGAUAAAAGCCGAUUGCAGGGUAAUCCUGGGAUUUCCAUCAGAGGUGAUUUGAUGACUGAAUUUGAGGAUGCACUUUCAAAGCAAAGGCCAAAUUGCAUGUCGGGUUUUGCUCUUGCAGAAUUGAGGGAAAAUCGAUAUCAAAGCCAUAUUCUGCAUCGCAUAAAUGAACUUGAAGAACUUUCUUCAACCAGAGGUGAAGACCUGCAGAUGAAGUGCUUACUUGAACUUCAUGGACUAAAGCUAGCAGAGUUGCAGAGCAAAGUUCGAUCUGAAGUGAGUUCAGAGUACUGGCUUCGUUUGAAUUGUACGUUUCCUGACAAGCAACUCUUUGACUGGGGUAUUAUGAGAUUGCCUCGUCCAUUAUAUGGUAUAGGAGAUGCUUUUGCCAUGGAAGCUGAUGAUCAAUUCCGGAAGAAACGAGAUGCUGAGAGGCUGUCAAGGUUGGAAGAGGAAGAAAGGAACCAUGUGGAGACUAGAAAAAGAAAAUUUUUUGCAGAAAUACUCAAUGCAGUCCGAGAGUUCCAAUUGCAAGUUCAGGCUACUCUUAAAAGGAGGAAGCAAAGGAAUGAUGGGAUUCAGGCAUGGCAUGGAAGGCAGAGGCAGCGGGCUACUCGGGCAGAGAAACUGAGGCUCCAAGCCCUGAAGGCUGAUGAUCAAGAAGCUUAUAUGAGAAUGGUAAAGGAGAGCAAGAAUGAACGACUUACAAUGCUUCUUGAAGAAACAAAUAAACUACUUGUUAACUUGGGAGCUGCAGUCCAGCGCCAAAAAGAUGCAAAACAUUCUGAUGGUAUUGAACCUUUAAAAGACUUAGAAGCUGAUUCGCCUGAGUUGGAUGCUUCAAGGAAUGAAAGUCCACUUGAUACAUGUCCCGAGGAAGAUGAAAUCAUUGAUUCUGAUGUUAAUGAUGAUAGUGGUGAUUUGCUUGAAGGCCAGCGACAGUAUAACUCAGCUAUUCAUUCAAUUCAGGAGAAGGUAACUGAGCAGCCAUCCAUACUUAAAGGUGGACAAUUAAGACCAUACCAGUUAGAAGGACUUCAGUGGAUGCUGUCUUUGUUCAACAACAAUUUAAAUGGAAUUUUAGCCGACGAGAUGGGGUUGGGGAAAACAAUACAAACAAUUUCGUUAAUAGCAUAUCUUAAGGAGACAAAGGGUAUCUGCGGGCCACACUUGAUAGUUGCUCCGAAGGCUGUGCUACCAAAUUGGGUCAAUGAAUUCUCGACAUGGAUUGAGGAGAAUGAGAUUAAAGCUUUUCUUUAUGAUGGACGUCUCGAAGAGAGAAAGGCCAUAAGGGAACAGUUAUCAAGAGAGGGGAACUUGCAGGUGUUGAUCACACAUUAUGAUCUAAUCAUGAGAGAUAAAGCUUUUUUGAAAAAAAUUCACUGGCAAUACAUGAUUGUUGAUGAAGGGCAUCGAUUAAAGAAUCACGAGUGUGCUCUGGCAAAGACUAUUGCAGGCUAUCAGCUUAAGCGCAGACUUCUAUUGACUGGGACUCCAAUACAGAACAGCUUGCAGGAACUGUGGUCCUUGCUUAAUUUUCUCCUCCCACAUAUUUUUAAUUCCGAGGACAAAUUUGAAGAGUGGUUUAAUGCUCCCUUCGCUGAUAGGGGUGAAGUUUCUCUUACCGAUGAAGAACAGCUAUUGAUCAUUCGUCGUUUGCAUAAUGUUAUAAGGCCAUUCAUUUUGAGGAGGAAAAAAGAUGAGGUGGAGAAAUAUCUUCCUGGGAAAUCUCAGGUUAUACUAAAAUGUGAUUUGUCAGCAUGGCAGAAAGUAUAUUACCAACAAGUUACGGAGAUGGGCAGGGUUGGGCUGCAAAAUGGAUCGGGAAAAUCAAAGAGUCUACAGAACCUUACAAUGCAGCUCAGGAAGUGCUGCAACCACCCGUAUCUUUUUGUUGGGGACUAUAAUAUGUGGAGGAAGGAUGAAAUCAUGAGAGCAUCAGGGAAGUUUGAGCUACUUGACCGCUUACUCCCAAAACUCCAUGCAACUGAUCAUAGAGUCCUGCUUUUUUCACAAAUGACUCGUCUUAUGGAUAUUCUUGAAAUUUACUUGCAACUUCAUGAUUACAAGUAUCUUAGACUUGAUGGCUCAACAAAAACUGAGGAAAGAGGAACUUUACUAAAGAAAUUCAAUGCUCCAGACUCUCCUUACUUCAUGUUCCUUUUGAGCACUCGUGCUGGAGGUCUUGGUUUGAAUUUACAAACAGCAGAUACUGUGAUAAUUUUUGAUAGUGAUUGGAACCCCCAAAUGGACCAGCAGGCAGAGGAUCGUGCACAUCGUAUUGGACAAAAGAAGGAAGUCAGGGUUUUUGUUUUGGUUAGUGUUGGAUCGGUUGAAGAGGUAAUCUUGGAGCGUGCAAAACAGAAGAAGGGCAUUGAUGCCAAGGUCAUCCAGGCUGGACUCUUUAAUACUACAUCCACAGCUCAGGACAGAAGAGAAAUGUUACAGGGCAUCAUGCGGAGAGGAACUAGCUCACUUGGAACAGAUGUGCCAAGUGAGAGAGAGAUCAACCGCCUUGCGGCCCGUUCUCAAGAAGAGUUCCGGAUUUUUGAGGAGAUGGACAAGGAAAGAAGAAAACAGGAGGAUUACAGAUCUCGUCUCAUGGAAGAGCAUGAGGUACCUGAAUGGGCAUAUCAAGCACCUGAUAGCAAGGAAGAUAAGGCCAAAGGUUUUGAGCAGAAUAGUACUGGUGUCUUGGGAAAGCGGAGAAGAAAGGAGGUGACAUACGGUGACACAUUAAGUGAUUUACAGUGGAUGAAGGCUGUUGAAAAUGGACAAGACAUAUCCAAAUUAUCAAGUAAAGGAAAGAAACAAGAACAUACUCGGUCUGAAGUUAAUGAUACUGCCAAUAAUAGUGCAGGAACGGAGAAAAAGGUUCUGGAAAUGAGGAAUGAUAACAUGCCCGUGGCAAGCGAGGGCACAAGCGAGGAUACCUAUGCUUCAGCCCCGAAAAGACCCCAGUCUGACGAGGCAGUCACUGAAAAAACAGACUAUCAGGUUUUAGAAAAACCUGAACAAGGUGUUGGGGGAAGUGGUUGGAACAGGCAAAUAUUUACAUGGAAUACUUACAAGAAGAAGAGAUCCAGUUAUGUUUUUCCAAGUUCAUCAUCGGACUCUAGAGGGCAGAAUUCCAACGUAAAAGGAAACGGGUGGGCUUGAUGUAAUUGAGCAAAAUGUCGUCACAUUUUUGUGAUGAGAUGGUCCAGAAGCAUCCCCAGGUCUUGGGUUGCUGCUCCAUUGCACCAGGCUUUGGUUGGGUGCUGUUGCUGGUGUCGUUUGACGUUGCCUCCUUUAAAUUAGUUGCUUCCAGUACUUGCUCCGAUUCUUCAUCUCUGUUGAUUCUAGCAUUUAUAACUUCGCUCAAACGUAAGCAGCCGAUGCAGCAUUUUCCCAAUUUAUGAAUAGCACCUCUCAUCAUCAUCAUCAUCAUCAUCAUCAUCAUUUUCAACAGCAUGCAUAAGGUGGUGGUCGGGUGGUGAAUCUAGAUGUCUGCAUGGGUAAUGACCACUCCUAUUCAUUGGCACCUGUAACAUAUUAGCACUAAUGUGAUGUUCCCUGAUUUAUGACAUGCACUUUUAUUCUUAUUA